GAAAGCUGAUAGCCGAAAGGAUGGCGACUAAGAAACGUAAACUGCCUGAAGAGCUAACUGAGGAUUUAUUAUGUCCUGUCUGCCAGAACUUGUUUGAAGACCCUGUAGUGUUGCAAUGUGGGGACUCCUUCUGCAAAUCAUGUAUAAAUAAAGUCUGGGACAGUGAGAAACCUCCCUUCUGUCCAGAUAAAGACUGCAGAAAGACAUUCUCAGACAGGAACUAUAUAACAAACAAGUCAGUGAGUAAGAUGAUGGAAAAAGUACAAAAAGCUCAUCCACGUGAAAGAACAGCUGGAACAAAACUAUGCAUGGAACACGUAGAGGCACUGAAAUUGUUCUGUCAUGAAGAUAGAAAACUCAUAUGUCACAUCUGUAGGGUGCUGUCUAAACAUGCGAAUCACACAUUGCUAUCCCCGAAGGAAGCUGUCAGCAUGUUUCGGGAAAUGAUGGAAACUGAACUCCCAUCAAAAAUCAAACAUUUCAAUCAAUUUCAAAGUAAACAGAAGCAGAAGAUGUCCACUAUCCAGAAUGAAGCCAAAAGUUUGGAGCAGCACAUUAAAUCGGAGUUUGCCAAGAUGCACCAGUUUCUUCAUGAGAAGGAGCUCCAGAUGAUGCAACAGCUUAAGGAGGAGUUAGGAAAAAUUCUGGGAAAGAUGAUGGAAAAGAUAAGAAAAUUUGAGGAGAUGAAGAAUGAAGUUCAGAGUCAGAUAUCUGAGAUCCAGGCAAAAAUGAAGCAGGAAGACCCCUUGCUUUGUCUGACAGAAAUCUUGGAGGAGUGUAAAUGGAUUUUAAAAACAAAGGACGAAGAAAAUGCAUCUAACACUGCUCUGGUUUCUGAUAAUCUGACUCUUGGGGUAUAUAAAAGCCCUCUACAGUGCAGAGUUUGGAAGGAAAUGUUAUCUGUUGCUGGCCUGUGCUUGUCUCACUUGACCCUGGACCCUAAAACAUCACAUCCCAAUCUCAUUCUCUCUGACAACCUGACCAGUGUGAGGUACUCUGAUGUUAAAAAACAGCUCUCUGACAAUCCUGAAAGAUACAAUUCACGUCUCUGUGUGGUGGCAUCACAGGGCUUUAUAUCAGGAAGACAUUACUGGGAAGUGGAAGUGGGGUGCAAAAGUGACUGGAAUGUGGGGGUCACCAGACAGUCCAGCAAAAGGAAGGGCCAAUUUGACAUGAACCCAAAGUGUGGCUACUGGGCUAUAGUCUUGAGGCCUGGAAAUGGGUACUGGGCUCAAGAUUUGCCACACAAGAACCUCAACCUUUCCGUGCAGCCCAAGAAGGUUGGAGUGUACCUGGAUUAUGAGGGGGCUCAGGUGUCAUUUUAUAAUGCUGAUGACAUGUCUCACCUCUACACCUUCACUAACACCUUCACUGAGACACUGUACGCUUUCUUCAGCCCUUGCAAUAGCAGUGGUGGAAAUCUAGAACCACUAAAGGUGCUUCAUUUAUAGCUGUAAUUCAGACUGCUUCACAUCUAGGCCUACUGACAUAGAACUUGUUCAUGUAUCCCUCUGAAAAACAAUAUAUUUUUCAACUCUGUACUUUAUGUGAAAGGGCGUUAGUAAUGAACACUGGAUCCAAGCAGUGAUUUUUCUCUACCAGUUAAAAAUACAGCAGUGAGUAAGUGACAUAAUUCCAGUCUGGCAAUUGCCUGUUCAGUAUCUGUUAUCAUGUGGUACAACAGGCACUUUAUUCAAUGUUUAAAUACUUUCAUGUGUAUUGGUAUUAAAUAGUCAUAUUAAUAAAGUGAAUUAAUAGCAAAAAACUAUUUUUCCCUUUUAAAAUGCAACUUUGCAGUGUCCACAGAGCAGGUUCUUAGGUCUAGUACUUUUUUACAACCACCACUGCUUACAUAUCCUAAUAGCCAGUAAACACAAAAAUGGGGAAACUGGGUAUAUUAAGGGAAAUGGAAGCAAGGGAUAUCACUAGAAAAUGAAUUCAUUGGUGUGACAAAAGGCAUAUUAGGAUUGUGAGUAUAAAUUUAUAAACCUACGAUUCUGUGUGAUGGGAUGGGGUUUAAGACAAUUGGUAAAAUAUUGAACUCAUUCCCUCCAAUGGAUCCCUUUUCAGUUUAUACUCUAACUUCAAAUGGGCGUGGCCUGAGCCUUUUAACAAAUGAACUGAUUGCCUCACUGUACAAACAAAUGUUCAUAACUUUACAACUGUAAAUUGUAAAUUUUUCAGCACAAAGUAAUCUUUACGGUGGUUGUAUUAAUUCAGUUCUAGGUCUUAAACUAUAUUUUAUCAGCCACAAUAAACACAGUAAAUAUUACAUUUUGUAAUGCUGUAUAAUCAGCUUGGGAUAUUUCAGUAACCAUUUUAGCAACACAUGUACUGGCAGCAGCUUUUUCUACAUACGUCUGUGAGCUUUCAUAUGAAGCUGUG
Molecule: messenger RNA, 2385 nt
Organism: Protopterus annectens (West African lungfish)
Lineage: Eukaryota; Metazoa; Chordata; Ceratodontiformes; Protopteridae
Product: zinc-binding protein A33-like
Exons: 6
Coding region: 21-1451 (476 amino acids)
Molecular function (GO): zinc ion binding; protein binding
Source: RefSeq, a predicted model, not a curated record